ACCCCCGCGGGGGGCAAUGCCAGCGAGUGUGACUGCCACGAGUGGCACUACCGCAUCAGAGCCGGCCUCGUCCAAAACGUCGUGAGCAAGUGGGAUCUUGUUUGUGAUUCUGCCUGGAAAGUCCACAUUGCUAAAUUCUCUCUACUGGUAGGAUUAAUCUUCGGCCACUUAAUAACAGGAUGCAUAGCUGACUGGGUUGGUCGACGGCCUGUGCUGCUCUUCUCUGUCAUAUUCAUUUUGAUAUUUGGACUGACUGUGGCACUCUCAGUGAACGUGACCAUGUUCAGCACACUCAGGUUUUUUGAGGGGUUUUGCCUGGCUGGAAUAGUCCUCUCCCUCUACGCACUGCGGAUAGAGCUCUGUCCUCCUGGGCACCGGUUCAUGAUCACCAUGGUGGCCAGCUUCAUCGAAAUGGCGGGGCAGUUCCUCAUGCCAGGGCUGGCUGCCCUUUGCAGGGACUGUAUUUUCCCAGAGUCCCUUCGGUGGCUGAUGGCUACGCAGCAGUUUGAGGCCUCCAAGGAACUGAUCCUCCAGUUCACGCACAAGAACAGGAUGAGCACGGAAAGCGACAUCAAAGGAGUGGUGCCCGAGCUGGAAAGGGAGAUCACCAGGAGGCCGAAGAAAGUCUGCAUUGUUAAAGUGGUGGGAACCAGGAACCUGUGGAAAAACAUCGUAGUACUGUGUGUGAACUCGCUGACUGGUUACGGCAUACACCACUGUUUUGCAAAAAGCAUGAUGGGGCACGAAGCGAAGAUGGCCAUCACCCACAACUUCUACGCUGACUACUACACCAUGGCUGGGAUCGCGCUGGCAUCCUGCCUGGCCAUGUGCCCGGUAGUCGGGUUUCUGGGGAGGAGAGGAGGACUCCUGCUUUUCAUGAUCCUUACAGCCCUGGCAUCGCUUCUGCAGCUGGGCCUUCUCAACUUGAUUGGAAAAUACAGUCAACUUCCAGACUCAGGUAUGAGUGACAGCGUCAAAGACAAAUUCUCUACCGCCUUUUCCAUCGUGGGUAUGUUUUCUUCGCAUGCCGUCGGAAGCCUCAGCGUGUUCUUCUGUGCUGAAAUCACACCCACAGUAAUCAGGGGCGGCGGGCUGGGGCUGGUCCUGGCCAGCGCGGGUUUCGGCCGCCUGACCGCCCCCAUCAUGGAGCUCCACAACCAGAAAGGCUACUUCCUCCACCACGUCAUCUUCGCCUGCUGUACGCUCAUCUGCAUCAUCUGCAUCCUGCUGCUGCCGGAGAGCAAGAACCAGAACCUGCCCGAGAACAUCCCGGAUGGGGAACAUUACACCCGGCAGCCCCUCCUGCCGCACAAGAAGGGGGAGCAGCCUCUUCUCCUGACAAACUCUGAACUCAAGGAUUACUCCGGCCUCCAUGACUCAGCAGCUGUGAGCGACGGGAUCUCCGAGAACACCACUGCCAAUGGGAUGAAGUCCAUGUAACUGGGUGGAUUUUUCUUUUUUUUUUUUUCCCUUCUUUUUUUUCGUUGGGUGGUUUUCGUUGGGUUUUUUUUCCCUUCUGUUCUUUCUUUUUUAUUUUAUUUGAUGCUGUUGUGCAGGAGGAGCAGCACUUUGGGCAAAGGUGUUUUGCACAGGUUUUACAAACCAGUGAUGGAGCGGACGCAGACUUGGGAGAAUUCAACUCUGCUGCUAAAAGCAGUUUUUGGCAUCUUCAACUGUUGUGCAGAUUGCUCUUGAAAAAGUCAUGGGGGAAAAGACUCAUCUGAGAAAAGACCUGGCUGAAGGUAGCCCUUCAGAACUUUUUUCCUGCCAUUAAAUAUGUAUAUUUAUUUUGAUUUAUUCUCAAGAAGCACUUUAUUUCCUUUUCCUUUCAUAGAUCACAAAAAUGAAGCCAUCUUAUUAUAAGAGGUGCAACCAUUCCAAGAAAAGAAACCAUGGGGGGUGGGGGUGGGGCUGUUUUCUGUUUUGUUUUUGUGUUUCUUUAAAGGAAAGAGGGAUCCACUGCAAAGUUGAAUUGACUGGAAUGCAGACUUGUGCAACGUUCUUCUGCCUGUCUAGAAAGUCCAAGCGCCCAGGUUGCCUGCUGUGUUUGUAUA
This is a messenger RNA of Tauraco erythrolophus (red-crested turaco), 2054 nucleotides long. Lineage: Eukaryota; Metazoa; Chordata; Aves; Musophagiformes; Musophagidae. The record is from RefSeq and is a predicted model, not a curated record.